Messenger RNA from Trametes versicolor FP-101664 SS1, 1713 nucleotides. RefSeq lists its product as uncharacterized. The record is from RefSeq and is a predicted model, not a curated record. Bases 6 to 1397 code for a protein of 463 amino acids. NCBI's taxonomy places the organism in Eukaryota, Fungi, Basidiomycota, Agaricomycetes, Polyporales, Polyporaceae. The transcript is spliced from 3 exons.
CGAUAAUGCCCCCUCGCGCUCAGCACUACCCCGUCCCGCGGCUGCACACCAACACCGUUUCGACCUCCAACACCGAGCCAGAUCUCGUACCGGACGCCGACGUGACGGAAGGGCUGGCCCCGACCGCACUUCAGGCGAUCGAGAUCGAUGCGGACGUCGAUGGCAGCACCCCAGUGAGGCUCGAGGGCUUCAAGUGCCUCGGGGCGUACAGCUGGGAGGAUGCCCCGCAGCCCACCAUCCUCGUCCCAGGUUCUCCGCCAAGAUGGCGUGACCGCCCUCUCCCCUUCCGCGUGCCCUUCGACUCCGGACUGCAGAUCUUCGAUCCUAACGGGUAUUGCAUGGGCUCCGCGUCCACGCUGAUCCCGCUCUUCCGCGCCGUCGAUGUCGUAGCGGAAGAUAACGCGGACACGACCAUGGACUGGGGCGCGGUGGACUUCGUCCUCGACCGGAGCAGCCUGCGCAAGCUCCUGCGAUGGGCGUGGGCUGCGGAGACGGCACAGUCGCGGAACACAAACCGGAACACUCAAGCUACUAGUACAACGAACGAUAAAGCUGGUUCACGUAAUCCGGCAGCGCCAGAUGGCAUGCCUACAGCCGCGCGCGGGGUCCCAGAUUUCAGGCUAGACCUGCAGCUGGGCGGGAAGAAGACGGCUCUAGUGGAGCGGUGGGACACCCGCACAUGUCAGUAUGUGAACCCACCGAAGUACGGGUGCAGAAACAACUUCGACGAAGCCGCGACGGCCCCUAGACCAGGAUGUCAGUCAAGUAAAUACCACAACCGCAUCGUGCAGUAUGACCUCGAAGGCUUGAGGCUGGUGGUACGCUACGAAGUGGACGCGUGUCUCAUUGACGACGAAGACCCCUCAGACCUGCUCGCCAACCUGUCUCUCUCGUCCCCAACAUCACCAUCCCAUUCCACACUGCGUUCACCCUCAUCAUCAUCCCAUCCCACCCACCGCUCACCUUCCCCUCACUCGGACACCAGCCUCACGGUCGUCCGCGGAGGCGCCCCAGUCCCCCAAUCCUCCCUCAUCGAACUCGCCACACGCUCUCCAAAGGGUCUCCUUGCACACAAAUGGCACGAAACCUACACCCAGCUCCUCCUCGCGCAGACCCCGCACUUCUUCCUCGCGGUGCACCAAAACGGGCUAUUCACGGACGUCGCGAAGCACCAUCGCGCGGCGCCCGCGUUCACGCGCUUUGACCGCGACGCACGCAUGCAGCGCGCGCUCCGCCAGCUGGUGCGUGUCUUAGGGGCCGUGCGGCGCGCAGUGCGCGCGCAUGGCCAGCGUGGGCGGCUGAGCCUCCUGUGUCGUGGGGGAAGGCUGGAGCUUUUUGAGCGCGCGGGCGACGCGGGACGGUUGCCCGACCACGAGCUCGCGCGCUUUGGAACCUGACCUUCUCCACUGAGUAUUUCAUCACUUGAUCGGUUGUCGUGUUGUUGUGCGUCCUCCUGCAUAUUAUCUAGUUGUGUCCUUCCUCUUCCGUUCGAGAUCGACUAUUUGCAAAUAACGGCCUGUGUACAUCCCUCCUUCCCCUAUCCUUCCCAUCACGACUUUUCGGUAUCAGCACAAUCCAGCACAAUCCCCAUACAAUCCACCUCAUCUCCUUCCAUUUAUAUUUACCAUUUAAAGAGGUUACAGCAGUCUCUUAACACUAUUUUAAACAGCACGCAUCUAGCAAAGCUGUCCACAUCACAACAAGGCUUUUCUG